GGUACCGAUCGAUCUUACACCAGCAAAACGCGUCAGUUGGAGGUUGAUCACGAGCGUGAACGGAUGUGACUGACGGUGACGAUCGUGUUUGAGUUGAGUGUAGGAUUGUCGCGAUCGCGCGCGCGUAUAUGUGUGUGUAUUGCGAGAGUGUAUUUAAUGUUCCCUAAAAUAGUUUAUGUGAGACUUUGUGUGAUUGAGUGACAGUUAAUUGCUUAAAUUGCUCCGCUUUGAUGAUUAGCUGGCGAAAAAGGUGAAGAGGGAGUCGUUUUAUGUGUGUUGUGGGUGAAUACUUUGUGCGUGAGUGUAAAGUGUACGAGAGCGAGGACUGUCUGUGCGUGUGUGUUUGUUAGUGGGGUGCCCGGCAAACUAUGUCCGGUGAACGUUCGGCCAACUCUCCAAUGCUUAUACUGGACAUUAGUGGAGCCGGUUCCGGUGCUGCGCCUUCCAACACUUCACCCUACACGAUGAAGAAACCGUCCUCCAACAACGUUUCUCCAGCAAAGCUGAAAGAGGAACAGUACGAUGAGGCAGACAAACAGCACCAGCAGCAGCUGCAACAGAGCCCAUUAGGUGUAAGAUAUCAUGCCGCAGCUCAUCAGCAACAUCUUCAAGUUCGCAAUCUGCCCGAUCUGCAUCCAAUCCAUCCGGCCACUGGUGGACAGCAUCGAGAGCCUCAUGAUCAGGACGGCCAUCAGAACCCAGAUUUUGGUGUGCUAAUGUCCCAACCGACAUCCACAAACGCUCCAGCGGGAGAUGUCCCUACCUCACACCCGGUUUACUUUUACCCAACCCCAGCGCCAACGGAGACAACGGUCAACUCGCGCGUUGCCUUUCCAAUGCUCCAGAGCUACGGCGUCCAGAACGUGCUGGAGCAACCGCAAACACAGCCAGCGCUCGACACGUUGCCCUCCAUCCUGGCGACUUACUCUACCUCCUGCGAGAGCGCUAAGAAGCGCCGAAUGCUCGAUGCGGACUAUGACUACGAGUUUGAUCAGAGUUCGCUCAGCCCGGAUGGUUAUCAGCCGGAAAAGCGGACGCGUUACGAUACAAACUACGGUGGAUGGGCGUACGCUCCAGGGACGCCUGUGCCGCAGGAGUACAGCCACUCGAACGGCCCACACGCUUACGGUGGUAGUGAGCUGCUAAUGUCACGUGCUAAUGGAACGCAUGCCGGACAUGCCAUGAACGGGCUGGAUGCGGAUGAAUCUUCCUCCAAUGGGUCGUGCAAUGUGACCGGAUGUCACUGUGAGACGAUCCAGAUGAAGCCGAUGAUGUACGUAUCGGAAACGGCUGCUACUUAUGAGUCAUCGGGUGUCGUUUACUACCAUCCAGCUGGUCAUCACCAUCAACAUCAGGAGCAGAUACAAACGAUCGUACCUACUCAUGCCCCAAUCGAUACGACACCAACCCACAGCCCGAUCGGUGCCGACAGUUCCCUGUCCGUGUGUUCCGGCUCUCCCCUAAAGCUGGACGAAUCGAGCUGUUCGGUGGGAAAGUACGGGCAGGAUCGAGCACAACCAACGACCGUCGCCAUGCUCGAGCCUACGGCUGGUGAGCAAGCGAUCUCCCCUACCAGUACGAGCGGCGCAGACCCACAGACCGUCGGUUCCGUUGGUGGAACCAGCCGCAAACCACGUGCCGGCCGUAUCCGGAAGCGAAGCGUGAAGGAAUCGGUCAGCUAUCAGGAGGUCCAGAGCCAGCGGGUGAUUGCGAACGUGCGCGAACGGCAGCGGACGCAAAGCUUGAACGAAGCGUUUGCCUCGCUGCGCAAAAUCAUUCCAACGCUGCCGAGCGACAAGCUGAGCAAGAUACAGACGCUCCGGCUAGCUUCCAGGUAUAUUGACUUCCUGUACCGGGUACUGUCCAACAACGAGAUGCCGGCGAUGCGCGAGGAGCACAAGAAUAUGGCCGUUUCCGGUGGCAAUCUGCAGUUCAGUGGCAGUGGCAUACUGGCCCACGAGAAGCUUAGCUAUCUGUUCAGCGUCUGGCGAAUGGAGGGCGAUUGGAGCAACGGAUCGGCCGGUGGAGAUGGUGUGGAGAUGGGCGAGAGUGGUGAUGGUGGUGGCAAGGAAUGACUAGACGGGCGGUUCCGGUUUCGAUGAAGCCGGAACUACAAAGACAGGAGGUACAAAGGAUGGGCGGAUGAGUGCCUUUUAUAAUAGUUGGUAAGGUAUUAUAACGUUUAACGUUACGAUUUCGGUUUCGGACAGGAUCGAUUCUGUGUUCCAUUACCUCGGAUCUUCGCGACCACGUGCGAUGCGGAGUGGAAACGAGGGUAAAGUAAAGUAUUAUACGUUCGUAAGAGAGAGAGAGGAUGUUGACGCUCUUUUGAUUUGCUUACAAUCAUUUGCUACACUUUCCAAUAGUUGUACAAGGCUUAUAAAAAGUCAAUGUGCGAGAGGAAGAGAAAGAGAGAGAGAGAGAGGUUAUCACUGUGCAAAACAAGUAACGGCUAGUUUCCAAAGAGCAUAUUAAGAUUAAAUAGAGAUACAAGUAAAAACAAGCUAAAUCCUCUCCAUGACAUAAACGAACAAACUAAAGUGUGAAGUU
Anopheles coluzzii is the source of this 2550-nucleotide messenger RNA. RefSeq names its product protein twist-like. Gene Ontology annotation, molecular function: RNA polymerase II transcription regulatory region sequence-specific DNA binding; DNA-binding transcription factor activity, RNA polymerase II-specific; protein dimerization activity. Lineage: Eukaryota; Metazoa; Arthropoda; Insecta; Diptera; Culicidae. Gene Ontology annotation, biological process: developmental process; regulation of transcription by RNA polymerase II. Bases 369 to 2075 code for a protein of 568 amino acids. The record is from RefSeq and is a predicted model, not a curated record. The transcript has 2 exons.